AUGGGAGGCCGCGACAGACCGCAAACGGGAGGAAGGGCGAGGUUCAUUUCCGGGUUCGGCGAGCGGGAGGCGGAGUCCAUCGGUCGAGAAUCCAACGUCUUUCCACCUGGCGCUUUGGUCGGCCACCCUGCACUAAGACUACGUCCUGCCGACGCAAGCCCAGGUUACAUACGAUCCCGAUCGCCUGUCGUUCGUUUCUCUCCCUUUUUCCCUGGAGUCACCACCGCUUCGAUCUUUGGUUAUUUUGUGCUUCAGCGCACCCUGCGAUCCCUUGACUCCCGACUUGAUCACCAUCUCCUGCCACAUCCGCCUCUGAACCCGCUUUUCUCGCCGCGAAGUUCUGGAGGGAGCUUAGCCUGGGGCUGUCUCGGCGGGAUCCAGGGUCUACUGCAAGCCAUGAAUAGGCAUCACGCCUUUGCUAACGGGUACGCUGCUUACCCUCGGGGGCAGCAGGGCGGUACCUUCUCGAUCUCUCCUCAUCGUUUCCAACCGCGUCCCCAACCCGCCCUGCGACGACGAAGACAACUCAUCCAUCGAUUAUGUUUCUUCGGAGGUAUCUCGUUGUUCCUCCUGGUCCUAAUAUUUCCUUCCUGGCGGGCUGCACUGCUGCCGGCGUUCUCCCUCGGGCUGGUCUCAUCCAGCGAUGACCUACACAUUCAAACAACGCGAUAUUACGACCUGUCCAAGACGCAGGGUACGGGAAGUGGCUGGGAAAAUGAAGAGCGUGUCCUCAUGUGCACACCUCUCCGAGAUGCCUCGUCGCAUCUACCGAUGUUCUUCUCGCAUCUCCGAAAUCUGACGUACCCGCACAACCUCAUAGACUUGGCGUUCCUGGUUUCGGACUCGAAGGACGGGACACUAGAAAUGUUGUCGAGCAUGCUGGAUGAUCUUCAGAAUGACGCCGAUCCCAAGAUGACCUUUGGCGAAAUCUCAGUCAUUCAAAAGGAUUUCGGUCAGAAAGUCACGCAGGAUGUAGAAAGCAGGCAUGGUUUCGCUGCUCAAGCGGGGCGAAGAAAGUUGAUGGCCCAGGCACGGAAUUGGCUGCUGAGCGCCACUCUUCGUCCGACUCACAGCUGGGUUUAUUGGAGAGAUGCGGAUGUCCAGACGGCACCGUCCACUAUUAUAGAAGAUCUCAUGCGACACGACAAGGAUGUUAUUGUGCCGAAUGUUUGGCGACCCUUGCCCGACUGGCUAGGCGGAGAACAACCCUACGACCUAAACUCUUGGCAGGAAUCGGAUACGGCCUUGGCCUUGGCCGAAACGUUGGAUGAAGAUGCAGUGAUUGUGGAAGGAUAUGCCGAGUACGCAACGUGGCGGCCUCACUUGGCCUACCUCCGCGAUCCUUACGGCGAUGGCGAUAUGGAAAUGGAGUUAGAUGGCGUCGGUGGCGUCAGUAUACUUGCGAAAGCGAGGGUAUUUCGUGCCGGAGUCCAUUUCCCGGCUUUCAGCUUCGAGAAGCACGCAGAAACCGAGGGUUUUGGCAAGAUGGCUAAACGUAUGGGAUUCUCUGUUAUCGGCCUGCCGCACUACACCAUCUGGCAUCUUUACGAGCCCAGCGUGGACGAUCUCCGACACAUGGAGGAAAUGGAACAAGAACGAAAGGCCCGCGAGAAAGAAGAAAAGGAGCAGGCCGAACGGAAGGAACGGGUUCAGAAUAUGUUCGAAGACACCAGGACCCAGUGGGAGAUCGACAAUGCGUUCGUCCGUGAUUCGAUCGAAGAGGAGCAAAGGGAGCAGAAAGCCUCAGAGCCUGUGUCCAACGAAGACCCGAAAGCGCCUGGGAACAGGCCUGCCGCAAAGGAGGCGCCCGAGCAGAAAGACCCGAAAGAUCCGAAGAUGCCGGAGCCAUUGAAGGACAAUGACAUCCAGAACUCCGGAGAGGUUCCCGCCAUCAAACCGGCCAAGGGACGUGUCGAUACCAUAGACAAUGAACAAACCAAACCUUGA
This is a messenger RNA of Aspergillus affinis, 1947 nucleotides long. RefSeq names its product Anp1-domain-containing protein. Gene Ontology annotation, cellular component: mannan polymerase complex. The transcript is spliced from 5 exons. The coding region runs from base 1 to 1947 and encodes 648 amino acids. Gene Ontology annotation, biological process: protein N-linked glycosylation; cell wall mannoprotein biosynthetic process. The record is from RefSeq and is a predicted model, not a curated record. NCBI's taxonomy places the organism in Eukaryota, Fungi, Ascomycota, Eurotiomycetes, Eurotiales, Aspergillaceae. Gene Ontology annotation, molecular function: alpha-1,6-mannosyltransferase activity.